Marchantia polymorpha subsp. ruderalis is the source of this 2201-nucleotide messenger RNA. NCBI's taxonomy places the organism in Eukaryota, Viridiplantae, Streptophyta, Marchantiopsida, Marchantiales, Marchantiaceae. The record is from the annotation of a GenBank genome assembly.
CUCCUUCCUACUGGUUGCCAUUGUUGACAUGGUUGAUAUAGUCCGCAUUCUUUCAACGCCGGGUUAAUUCUUCGCAAGGGUUUCGAGAAAAGAGUCUUCGUCUUAAUUUGCGGAAUUUACGACGUCACGACUCACGAGGACAGGAACGCGAAAACUGCUCCCGGUGUCGAUGGACGGACGGAUCGUUCGCAAUUGGCUCCGAGCAGCUUACGUCCACUCUACUCUCUCUCUCCGCUCGUCGACGAUGACGGCGAAGGGCAGAUUCCGUGCAAAGCUCCGUCUCCUUCCGUGCCGUGCCGUGACGUGACGUCGCCUUUCGGUCAGCGUUUUGGCGUCUAGUGCGUGAGCCUCGAUGGCGCGGGUGGCUGGCGAAGACGCAACAGAUCUCGGGCGAUGAUUUCUGCCACGGAAGCUCCGAAGCUCGUCGCCUCGCGAAUUCUUCGAAGGAAUUGCGUCGAGGCGGACUGCUCGAUGCUCGAGCUCUGAGCCCGCUGUCGUCUGUCAUGAUAUUCGGAUUGCUGCCAUGACGGCCUGACCUGCCGGACUUCCGCAGUUGCGCUAUUUCUCUUGCUCUCGCGGAAUCGAAGGAUUCGACGUUCUCGUUUGCCCCUCGGAGAAUUUUGGAUAGCUCGUAAGAAGUCAUGGAGCCGAAGUCUGUAUUUCUGCCCGAUAUUUUGGAGGGAAAAGUAGCAUUGCUCACGGGUGGAGGAUCGGGCAUAGGGCUGUGUAUCGCCACUUACUUCGGUAGACAUGGAGCGAAGGUGGUUCUCAUGGGCCGGCGUAAGCAGGUGGUUGACGAAGCUGCGAAGUCCUUGGGAACCGAAGGCAUUCAGGCAAUUGGUGUUGCGGGAGAUGUGAGAAAGAAGGAGGACUGCAUGAACGCUGUGCAGAAGACGGUGGAUGAGUUUGGAAGGUUAGAUAUUCUUGUGAAUGGAGCUGCAGGAAAUUUUCUAUCUGCUGCAGAAGAUCUCUCUCCGAACGCUUUCAAAACCGUGAUGGAGAUUGACGCUCUUGGAACCUACACCAUGUCGUAUGCGGCUUUGCACUACUUGAAGAAAGGAGGUCAAGGCAAGCAACCCCAGGAGGGUGGAGUUAUCAUCAACAUCAGUGCCACCUUGCACUACUCGGCACAGUGGUAUCAACUUCACGUAUCUGCAGCCAAGGCCGCUAUCGACAGCAUGACUCGGUCGUUAGCCCUCGAGUGGGGUACAGAUUUUGGCAUACGAGUGAACGGAAUUGCUCCGGGUCCAAUCAAAGAUACUCCAGGAGUAGAAAAACUCGUUGUUAACAUGGAUGGGACCGUUACUCGGGACAUUUUUUUGGGAGACAAGUCGGACAUUGCACAGACUGCACUGUUUUUCUGCUCGGAAGGAGGAAAGUACAUCAAUGGCGCCACUCUUCCUGUGGAUGGUGGGAACUGGAUAAAAUCGACGAGAUAUUACUCGACCGAAGCAGUGAGAACAUUUUCCAGGGAGUACGAAAAAAGACGGAAAGCUGCGCUGGCAGCAAGCAGCAAGCUUUGAUGUCGUACUUUGAAAGAAAGGAUCGAAGAUCUGAUUGACGGAAUCUAUCUCGAAAGUCUCCUGGACAUCUUGUGGCAAUGAGGUCAGGAAGCAAGUGAGGAAGCAACGGGUGAGGAAGUUGCACUGAAUAAGCAGCCCAGUUCUUGCUUGCGAAGCCCUUUCCAGCAGAUAAUUGUCUGUGUUGAAGGUCAUUGCCAGCAAAAACUAGCUGCAGACUGCAUCGACGAGAUCAUAAGCUCUGCAGAGGUCUGUUGCUCAAGGUGAUUCUCCCUAGCUAUCAAUAAUACAACAAGGUUGGACCGUCCAUUCUCGCCUUAUCGCAUCAUCAGCAAGGAUUUGCACGAUGCAAAUAGAGUUAAUUUGCACGAACAUUUUGAUAUCCAACGAGUUUGGACCUGUACGCCAGCAUCUGAGUAAUUAAGUCAUCAUGUAGAGGACUUUCUCUCCAUGAGGGGAAACAUCAUCGCCUUCUGGGAAUGAAAACCAGACAGUCGCUUCAUCGCAACUCCAGCCAUGUUUAUAUGAUGCAUAGGGUGUACUUGGAAACCAACUAAGGAUUAGAGACAUAUCCCAGCUCCAAAGCAAAAUCACGAAAAAAUACUACUUCCACCAAUCUCGGGAUCCAGUGCAGCGCAAUACAGCAAUUCUUUCAUUCCCAUCAUCUAUUUGUUUCUAAGU